GAUUCAAGACGGACGAUUUCAAAGAAGCUGGUAGGUACUUUGUAAAAGUUCAUUUGAAUAAAAGCCUUUCUUUUCGUAUGUCUUAUGUCCCAGAUGAAUCAGGUGAAAAUGGGAAGAGAUUCAGGAGCCUAAUGGAAACAUACACUAUGUAUAUGUUUUUUCUCACACUGGCUUUGAUGUACCCCAACCCACGCACUGAGCGCAAGAGGAAGAGGUUUAUCGCGGCGUUCAUCCUGAGCACAGUGCCAUCGCUGGUGAUCGUGAGCGCCGACAUGCGCUUGCGCAUCCUGCGCGGCGACAUGGCCAACCUGGUGCGCCAGUCCAUCAUCAUGGUAUCCCUCGUCUUUACCAUCAUCAAGCUCAUCCUAACGAUAAUCCGUAAGAAGGAGUUGAGAGAGAUAAUCGACGAGAUAAAUGAAGACUACGAAACCUUCAACGAUUUACCAGCAGAAUGCCAAGCCAUUGUGGCAGACACAAUCAAAACUACGAAGACUCUUGAAAAAACUUGGAUUGUUAUUUUGGCGGUCACUGCGUCCUCUUACCCGGUGCUCGCCUGUGCUUGCACCAUCUACUCUCAGAUGCUGUCGGAUGAUCCUAAACGUUUCAUGGUGCAUGAGACGGCCAUGAUCUUCCUCACUGAAGAGCAGAAGUACCAGACGCCUUACUUCGAAGCGAUAUCGAUUUACUCGCUGUAUAUAGUUUGGGUCGUCUUUCUUGGAUUUUCGGGUUAUGAUGGCAUGUUCUCAGUGUGCAUAUUGCAUGUGUCCCUAAGAAUUAAACUAUUCAGGCACAACCUACAACACGUUCUAGACGACCUGGAUGAUAUACCUAAAAUAAAAGCCAAUAUAGCCCACUUUGUGGGGCAGCAUUGUGCAGUUAUGAGAUUGAUCUCAAAAAUCCAAAAGUGUUUCGAAGUUUGGCUCGUUGGAAUAUUCUUCAAUGCAGUCGUGCAAAUCGGAAUGGCUCUGAUUCAAAUAACGAGUAACGCUGAAGCGGAUAUAAACGCAAUGUACUACUUCUACGCGGUGGCUACAACGGUGCACAUCUAUGUGCCCUGCUACCUCGCGUCCGAUGUCACUCAUCACGCUGUGGAAGUAGCGACGGUAGCGUACAGCAUCCCGUGGGAGUCGGUGCAGGACACAGGCAUUAAGAGAUCGGUCGCUAUCAUCAUAGCCAGGGCUCAGACCCCUAUCAACUUCGAGGCUCUAGGCAUGCUGACUUUUAAUAUGGAACUCUUUGUAUCUAUUCUGCAAACAUCAUAUUCAAUGUACACACUUUUGCGAUCUUAAAACUGUAAUCUUUCUAGAAAAAAGUAAAAGUGUUACAAAAUAGUCACCACUGCAAAUUAAUAGAG
Molecule: messenger RNA, 1354 nt
Organism: Maniola jurtina (meadow brown)
Lineage: Eukaryota; Metazoa; Arthropoda; Insecta; Lepidoptera; Nymphalidae
Gene: Or-14
Product: odorant receptor 45b-like
Exons: 9
Coding region: 78-1289 (403 amino acids)
Biological process (GO): detection of chemical stimulus involved in sensory perception of smell; sensory perception of smell
Cellular component (GO): plasma membrane
Molecular function (GO): olfactory receptor activity; odorant binding
Source: RefSeq, a predicted model, not a curated record